AUGAUGACCACCAAGUUUGAGGAUAUGGUUUUGGACCAGGCCGCAGCAUUCGGCAUUUUCAGAAAAUCUCUGAAGGCAUUUCCUAAGCUAGAUCCAGAGAAGGCACUUGCAAAAUAUGCGCAAGAAAAUAAGAUCACUGGUGUAUUUUUUGUUGAUGAAUUUGGGGACCGAUGUAUCUAUGGAGGACGAGACAGAGGUAAGAUUUCAGGGUUUUCUUUUACGGAUUUAUAUUGGAGUGAACUAACAGGAUACCCUAGUUGUUAAACCUUACAAGCACUCAAUCUCUAUUACUAUCAAGGAGGUUGAAGUUACAGGCAGGUACGAAGGGCACCACAGAUUGGAGAAGCCCCUAAACUUGAAACAAAUCAACCGUCCUUACUCCCAUUCCUAUCGUUGUUUAUCGGGCCAUUACAGCGAAUUCAAUUUCUCAUGUUGUUAUUAUGAGACGCAAAGACACCAUUGUACUGAACUCCCCCAUCUUGAACUUGGAUGGAAUCUGCCAGUAGAUCACCCAAGGCACUUCAUGAAGUUUCCAGCCGGUACGUAAAAAGUUAACUUCUGCACUUGAGGAAACAAUUCAACUAAUCGUUAGAAAACAGAAAUACGCCAGCGGAUAUUCAAGCUUGCCUUAUCUGCGCCUAAUGGAUGUUCCCUCCAACCGCAGGUUAUUCUUGAUACCGAAAGUUAUUAUCGCCCAACAAAGUGCCGCUUCGAUAUUGACCUUUCGAAUAUUGAAUCACUCCCGCAAUAUACUUGGAUUUCUAGAGGUGAUCCCAGUGCAUCAAGCUGCUAUACCAGAAUAAUGCUUUUUCUUUCAAGUUAAUCAGUCGCAUAUAUACGCAUGCUACUCGUUCACUUGUAUCAACAGGUCGUUCUGGCAAAAAUUGCGGCAAUUAUGCAAUGUACCUACCUACUGCAGACCUUCCAACUGGCGAGGACUGGCUUGGACAAGUGAAUGAAGGAAUUUGUCAAAUUCAACACAGACGUCCACCACUCAUGCUGCAGCAAUGGAUGUACUUGGACAAGUUGAAGACCUACAACCUGUUCAUGCAGAAACUUUGCACUGGACUUGCUAGAUUGGUCAUCUACGUCCCAGACAAAAAUAGACUUACUCCAAACCUGGAUCAAGUGUGUUGUGGGCUUGAUAGUCUUGAGACGGUCGAAGUUAUCCAAUACAACAGCAACUACAGCGCUGGUUUAUCCACCGAGAAAUGGAUUCCUGAUGCAGACGCAGCGCCAAUCAUACAAAAGAUUUUGCAGCAGAAGAAGGAGCUUCGACAAAGCAAGCUCAUAUCAUAUGGUGCUCCAAUCGUAAGUCCUCCCACGGAAAAGAAAUGCGACUUCUGUGGAGAGACCAAUCACGUGUGGGCUGAAUGUCACAACCUUUGUGGGGUAUGUUGGGGGUUCGGUCACUUUAGAUCAAGUUGCAGUCUUCUUGAGGAAAACCGCGCCACGAUCAAGAAUCUUUCUUGA
This is a messenger RNA of Hymenoscyphus albidus, 1473 nucleotides long. Lineage: Eukaryota; Fungi; Ascomycota; Leotiomycetes; Helotiales; Helotiaceae. The record is from the annotation of a GenBank genome assembly.